CACUUGCUGCAUCAUUCACCUUGCAGCAAGCUGCGGACGGGUUUCUGGUGAACACUGCAUUUGUGGCUGCCAUGUGCAUCUUCAGAUUCCCCUUUCCUCUACACCUGUGCGUCUUUCACUGAGAAAUUGAGAUGGUCCUCCCUGGUCUGUUAGUAAUCCUCAUCUGAAAAAGGGCCUGUGCAGGGGAGAGGAUUGGGGGGUGGCACUCAGCAGCCUGCUCCCGUCACAGUCACAUCACACCUCCAGCCUGCCUCACCGCCACAGUAGCAGCAAGGAACCUGAAGAGACACACAGAGAAGGAGAGAGAGAGUGGGGGAGGACCGCCACCACCACACACAGAGGAAAAGAAGAGAAAAACGGGGUGAAAAAGGAAAAGAAAGAAGGAAAAAAGAAACGAGAGAAGGCACCACGGACACUGGACCCCACAACAACGGUGCCAGACAAACCAGCGACGGUUCAAACUUCAGAGAAAACUUUUUUUUCCUUUUUUCCUGCCAUCUGCCUGCAGUGAAUCCUGAGCCGCGGAAAGAGGAGUCAGGGACACGCAGCGGAGACUCCGUGAGGACCACGUCGAGGGACGAGGAACGAGGGCGAGGACUCUGGUGUGUUUCCCGGAAACUGGACUUGGGUAACACACACCUGGCACCAUGAGUGCAGAGGUACAGGAGUACUACAAUUAUGACUGGUACGAGAACGCCGUGCCCACCAAACCCCCCAAAGAAAUAAUCCCUCCCUGUGAUCCCACAGCGGACGACAGGCUCUACCACAUAUCCAUCGCAGCAGUGUCCCUGGUGAUCAUGCUGGUGCUGGCAGUACUGGCCAGGAGGAAGAAGGUGAACGAUAACCUGAGGGGAAUCUCAGGACUGCUCAGCCCAGUAAAUUUCCUGGACCACACUCAGCACAAGGGCCUGGCGGUGGCGGUGUAUGGAGUGCUCUUCUGCAAGCUCUUCGGCCUGGGCAUCUCGGCCAAUCCCCUGCCCUUCGUCAAGGACUCGGCCCACAGAGAGUACUGGAUGAUCCUGGCCCUGGUCUACUACCCGGCCCUGUACUACCCGCUGUUGGCCUGUGGCACACUGCACAGCCAGGUGGGCUACGUCCUGGGCAGCCUGUUGUCCUGGUCACACUUCAGCGUCCUCGUCUGGCAAAAGGUGGACUGCCCAAGGACACCAGAGAUUUACAAGUACUACGCCCUUUUCACCAGCCUGCCUCAGAUUGCUUGUCUGGCCUUCCUUAGUUUCCAGUAUCCACUACUUCUCUUCAAAGGCCUGAAGGGCUCAGACAAGCACGAUACCCACGAGGACCUGAGGAGCAGCUACUACAGGGAUUACGUGAAAAAGAUCCUGAAGAAGAAGAAGCCAUCUAAAGCGAGCUCCGGUGCCUCAAAACCCAAUCUGUUUGAAAGGAUCUCUGAUGCCAUCAAGUCCUACAUCUACACACCGGAAGAUGCUUUCAGGUUUCCAUUAAAACUCGCCAUUUCUGUUGUGGUGGCAUUCAUUUCCCUUUAUCAGAUGGCCGUGCUGCUGAUCAGCUGUGUGGUGCCCACCCUACAGAUCGUGCGUCAUGGCGUGGACGAGGACAUCGCCUUCCUCCUGGCCGGCUUCAACAUCAUCCUGUCGGAGGACCGCCAGGAGGUGGUCAAGAUCGUGAUCUACUACAUGUGGUGUGUGGAAGUGUGUUACAUCUCGGCCAUGACCCUGUCCUGCCUGGUUAACCUGGCUAUGCUGAUGAGGUCCAUGGUACUGCACAGGGAUAACCUGCGUGGCCUGUACAGGGGGGACAUCUACAACGUGUUCAACUGCCAGAGGAGCAUCAGGCCGUCUCGGCCGGCGCUGGUCUGCUGGAUGGGCUUCACCAGCUACCAGGCCGCGGUCAUCUGCCUCAGUGUGACCAUCCAGACACUGGUGUUUUUCAUCUGUCUGCUGUUUGCUGUGUUCCUGGUCAUCAUCCCCAUCCUCUACGGCCAGAACCUCAUGCUCUUCCACAUCAUAUCAAACAUGUGGCCCUUCUGGUUGAUGCUGUUCCUGGCCGUGUCUGUUCAGCACUUGGCUGCCAAGUUCAUGUUCAUUAAGAAGGUUUCCGGAGCACGAGACCUCCACAACAGGGGUAGUCUGUUCCUGAUGACCUACCUGCUCUUCCCCGUCAACGUCCUGCUGGGUGUGCUGUUGGGCAUCUGGAGGGUGGUCAUCACGGCCCUCUUCAACAUCAUCCACUUAGGCAGGGUGGACAUCAGCCUCCUCAACCGCAACGUGGAGGCCUUCGACCCAAGUUACCGCUGCUAUGCCCAUUACCUGAAGAUUGAGGUGAGCCAGUCUCACCCGGUCAUGAAGGCCUUCUGCGGCAUGCUCUUGCAGACCUGCAGCCAGGACGGCAUGCCACGGACCAGAGAUGCCGAGGAAGGCAUCCAGCUGGUGCAGCAGGAGAAGAAGCAGAACAAGGUGUCGAGUGCGAAGCGCGCCCGGGGCCACUGGCAGCUGCUCUACACGCUGGUGAACAACCCGUCGCUGGUGGGCUCGCGCCAGCACUUCCAGCGCCAGAGCUCCGAGGGCUUCUUCAACGGCACGCUCAGCCGCACCGGCAAGGACGGCAGCAAGAAGGACGCCGGCGGCCUCAAGGAGCCCAGCAAGGAGGCGGAGAGCGCCGGCUCCAACUGAGCUGGACCCAGCCAUUGACCACCCCCACCCCCCCUAUCCCCCUGACUGUCCAGCCCAGUCCAGCCAAGUCCAGCCUGACACUGCACUCCAAGCCACUAGGCCUCGUUAGUCUCUCACACACACAUGCGCGUGGGCCUGCUGUGGACUCCCCUCUCGGCCAUAUUAAAGAUGCUAGUAUUAUCUGUCUGCUGCUGCUGCUGCUGCUGUAGAACUGACCUGCGUUGGGUGAGCUCAAGUGAGUGUGCUCAUGUAGCGCUGGACUUCAGGACAAAUUCAGUUCAGUCCUAUGGGUGGGGUGGAGGAGUUCAAUCCAGCUAUUUAAUAGCUAUGUCCGUGAGACAUUUAGCUGCUAAAUGCCUUGAUUUGACAGCCUCUCUAAAAUGCAGGCAGUGAUUUGUUUGUCUAUAUGUAUGGGUGAGCGUGCACUGCAUGCAUGGGUGAAAGACCUGUAUGGGCCAUCUCUCUCUGUGUGUGCCUGUGUGCGUACGCAUUUGUGUGUGUGUGUGUGUGUGUGCGUGUUUGUGUGUGUCUGAGGCUGUUAUGUUCAGAAAUACACAACUCGACUAUCAGCAAAUUGGCGUGGCACUGAUGUUGUCUCUAACCAUUUCUGUAAGGUUAGAAUAUUUAUGAGUGUACAAAGUGUUCUAUUUUGAAGAUUUAGCUCAUGUUAAUUUGAAGUGCCUAUAAUUGUACACACAGAUUGGUGAAAUGGUCACCGGUUGUGAAGAGAAUAAUAAUAUAGUAUAUAGUUGAAUGUGGAUAGGUCCAACUAUUUAUAUACAAGAUAGAUUGACCCUUCUGUUUUGUUUGUCAUCUAUUAUUUGUCUUGUGUAACCAUCCAAAACCAUUUUUUUUCUCAUCUCUAUACUGUGAAAUUGUAUUUCAACACUGGACCCUCUGCUUUCAUCUCUCCUUUUGAUAUCACAUUCUUCACUAUAUGUUGCUGCUCUUUAUGUGUCAGAACCAUGUCUCACGUUGCUUUUGAGGAAAUCUAGUGAAUUUAUUUGUGAUUAAAAGAAAGAAGUGUGAAUAAUAA
Molecule: messenger RNA, 3687 nt
Organism: Sardina pilchardus (European sardine)
Lineage: Eukaryota; Metazoa; Chordata; Actinopteri; Clupeiformes; Clupeidae
Gene: stra6
Product: signaling receptor and transporter of retinol STRA6
Exons: 18
Coding region: 648-2651 (667 amino acids)
Biological process (GO): vitamin A import into cell
Cellular component (GO): plasma membrane
Molecular function (GO): retinol transmembrane transporter activity; signaling receptor activity
Source: RefSeq, a predicted model, not a curated record